Cottoperca gobio is the source of this 603-nucleotide messenger RNA. RefSeq names its product hemoglobin subunit beta-like. The record is from RefSeq and is a predicted model, not a curated record. Lineage: Eukaryota; Metazoa; Chordata; Actinopteri; Perciformes; Bovichtidae. The transcript is spliced from 3 exons. Gene Ontology annotation, biological process: oxygen transport; hydrogen peroxide catabolic process. Gene Ontology annotation, cellular component: haptoglobin-hemoglobin complex; hemoglobin complex; blood microparticle. Gene Ontology annotation, molecular function: organic acid binding; haptoglobin binding; heme binding. Bases 67 to 510 code for a protein of 147 amino acids.
AAAAGUUGCAUCUGAUGCCGGAGAGCUCAUCUACAGACCUGCACAGGACAACUUAGAGCUGCCAAAAUGGUUGAAUGGACAGACUUCGAGCGCGCCACCAUCCAGGACAUCUUCUCUAAGUUGGAGUAUGAGGUGGUGGGCCCUCAAGCUCUUGCCAGGUGUCUGGUCGUCUACCCCUGGACUCAGAGGUAUUUCGGAAACUUUGGAAACCUCUACAACGCCGCUGCGAUCAUGGGAAAUCCCAUGGUUGCAAAACACGGAACAACGAUCCUGCACGGUCUGGACCGGGCUGUGAAGAACAUGGACGACAUCAAGAACACCUACGCCGAGCUGAGCGUGCUGCACUCCGAGAAGCUGCACGUGGACCCCGACAAUUUCAAGCUCCUGGCUGACUGCCUGACCAUUGUGGUUGCUGCUCAGAUGGGGAAAGCCUUCACUGGUGAGAUGCAGGCAGCUUUCCAGAAGUUCCUGGCCGUGGUGGUGACCUCCCUGGGAAGACAGUACCAUUAGAUCUGCAACACAAGACCUUCACAUGCUGAGCAUUUGUUUAAAAAGUCUUUAUUUUUGUCUCAAAUGCAAAUAAAACAAUAAGCAAACAAAAAA